AUGUCGCAGACGUCAAUUGGAAGUAGCCAAAGCAGCCAGCAGAGUAGCCAAGAUGUUGCCCCGUUCCAGCAGAAAACGAUGGAGACGAACAAGCCACGAACCGUCCUGGGCGUCAGAAACAAUGGCGUCGUCAGCGCGGCCGUGAAAAAAGUUGCCGAAGCAGUUACGACUUCCCAAUCGCAGCCGAAAAAGAUCAGAAAAAAGCGCGCCAGUCCAACUGAUGAUACCUCUAUUCAUUCGCUGGCGAUUGAUUACAAAAAGAAACCGUACCACGAAGACCCCUUUUCGGCGAAGAUCAGCGGAGAGAGAAAACUUCUAGAGCCGACGGCGAUCGACAUCGAUCAAGAUAAAGAUCCAAACGAGUACUCCGAAUAUGCCAUGGCUAGCUUUGAAUACUUUCGAGCUCGAGAACACGCGCAAAUGGUGCAAAACUACAUGUCCGGUCAGCCUGAGCUCUCGGAAAAAAUGCGCCAAAUUCUCGUCGACUGGCAGGUCGAGAUGCAAGAAAGUUUCCAGCUCACGCAUGAGUCGCUCUACCUGUCCGUGCUCUUUAUUGACCUCUAUCUCUCAAAGAAGAGCGUCAAGAGAGAAAACAUGCAGCUGCUUGGCGCGUGCGCGAUCCUCCUCGCUUCCAAAUUCUACGAUCGAAUGCCUCCAUACGUCGACGACUUGGUAUUCGUCUGCGACGAAGCCUACACCCGAGAAGAAAUCCUCAAGUUCGAAGUCGAGCUCAUGACUGUCCUUGAGUUCGACAUCAACUUGCCCGUUUCCUACCUCUGUCUCCGACGAUACGGCAAGGUGGUUGGAUUCAACAUGAAGCAGCUAACCCUCGCUCGAUAUGUUCUGGAACUGACUCUGAUGGAGUACCAGUUUGCCAGAGAGAGUGCAUCCAAGAUGGCUUCUGCAGCGCUCCUCUGGACCCUCCUUCACUUCGGCAAAUCCUGGAACGACUCCCUCGUGUACCACACGAGCUACAAGCGAGAAGAACUCCUCCCUCUGGUCUUCAAGCUGAACGAGAUGGUCGCGAAGGCGCCUAAGAAGAAACUCAAGACCAUUUAUGACAAGUACAGCCACGAGAACUUCUUCAAGGUGACCGAGAGCGUGUCGAAGCUUACCGAUGCAAGAAUCAACGGCACCGAGCAGAUCCAAACGGCGGUUGAUGGAAUGGCGGCAGAGUCGAUGGAGGUCUCGUUUUCCCAGCCAAUGUGA
Oikopleura dioica is the source of this 1209-nucleotide messenger RNA. The record is from the annotation of a GenBank genome assembly. Lineage: Eukaryota; Metazoa; Chordata; Appendicularia; Copelata; Oikopleuridae.